GCGUCUAUCCUCCACUUAAACGAGGAGGCGGGUCCAGCGCAGCCAAUCAACACCCGGCAUGCAACACUGGCUGAAUGCUGAUUGGUGGAGGACUCGCCUGGCAUUGUAGACAGGGUGUGUAUGUGUGCGCGAGCCCCGCCUCCUCCGCCCUCAUAAAGCGCAGUGGAAAUUUCCGUCCUGAUCUCAGUUCUCAUUCAAACCUCUGGACCCGGACCAUCGUCUCAGGAGACCCUCCAACUAUCAGCGAAUCCUCCCGAACUCUGCUCAUCGCGUUCACUGGAACUCACUUGAAUCCGCAUCUCUCAGUUUCUGCAUCUUCGCUUCAUCGUCAACAAUCUCAAGGUCGUCAUGUCUCAGCAACACCUCAGCCUUCCAGCCAAGCUCAUUAAUGGAGGUAUUGCUGGCAUCGUUGGGGUCACAUGUGUCUUCCCUAUCGACUUGGCAAAGACCAGGUUACAGAACCAGAGGCACGGUCAGCAGGUCUACAAGAGCAUGAUGGACUGCCUUGUGAAAACAGUUAAAUCAGAAGGCUACUUUGGCAUGUACAGAGGCGCAGCAGUAAACUUGACACUGGUCACCCCGGAGAAGGCCAUCAAGCUGGCUGCUAAUGACUUGUUUCGCCACCAUCUUUCUAAGGAUGGAAAGGGGCUGACUUUGUUUAAAGAGAUGCUGGCAGGCUGUGGUGCAGGAAUGUGCCAGGUCAUUGUCACCACACCCAUGGAGAUGCUGAAGAUACAGCUGCAGGAUGCAGGCAGACUCUUGGCUCAGCAGCAAAAACCAGUCAUGAUGUCUCCCACAAAGCUCGUGGCCACUAACACAGUGCUCACCCGCUGCUACAACUCUGGCACGGUGACCUCGGCACCACGAGCUGUGUCCGCCACUCAGAUUGCAAAGGAGCUGCUUCAAACUCAGGGCAUCCAGGGGCUCUACAAGGGACUGGGGGCAACACUGAUGAGGGAUGUCCCCUUCUCCAUUGUCUACUUCCCAUUGUUUGCAAACCUGAAUCGCCUGGGCAAACCCUCCCCAGAGGAGUCGUCACCCUUCUACUGGGCUUUCCUCUCAGGCUGUGCAGCAGGUUCCACUGCUGCCGUGGCUGUUAACCCCUGUGAUGUGGUGAAGACCAGGUUGCAGUCACUGAACAAAGGGUCCAGUGAGGAGACAUACAAUGGUGUUGUGGACUGUGUGAGUAAAAUCAUGAGGAAGGAGGGACCAUCUGCAUUCCUGAAAGGAGCCGGCUGUCGGGCUCUGGUCAUCGCUCCUCUCUUUGGAAUUGCACAAGUUAUGUACUUUCUUGGCGUUGGAGAAUACAUCCUGGACAACUCGCCCCUGGGCCUCCUGUAGGCGUGAAACCACAUCAGUUCACUGUCUAUGCAUACGACCUUCUGGGCAUAAAUGAUGUAACAACAGGCAGCUGCAUACCAACCGUUUAAAGCAAAAGAGAAAAUAAUGACACACGGCUUGUUUGACAAGUUCAAAAAGGCUUCAAGGUGUAAAGACACAUUUCAUCUUUUGUGUGCGCUGACAGCUGUGUUGCACUUCAAACACUUUUCACUCUUGUUCAGUGGGGCUGUGGCCACCGUUAGCUCGAGCUGUUAGCCUUACUGAGUUGAGGGACUCAGAGUCGCAGUGUUCUGUGUUUGUCCCGAGACUGUCCUAUUGUGUUUCCCUCUGUGAGGGCGUGGUGCUCACUCCAUCAAAGAGACCGACGUGUUUCAUGUUGUCACAUUUCGUAUUGGUUCUUGUACGUGAGCUAGAGAUUUAUUCAGAGUUGCUGAAUGCAGUAGCUUGCAUUAUUUUCUGUUUGUGCGUCUUUCUUCCUUUUCCAUUGUUGUCUCAUGUUUCACUUUGGAACAGAAGGCUUCAAAUGAGGAAACAAUGGAACCUAUUUACAUACAUUUCAUUUAAAGGGAUCUUUUAAUUUUUUUUUUACUUCACUAUACAGCAAUUCUGUGAUAUACAUUUGGACUGAUCGUGAACCUUCCUUGUGACGUGGGACCAGACGGUUUGUCAAACCAUGAGUAGUGUCCUGCUUAAUACUUGACGUUAGCGCUUCUGUUGUUUCGUAGUUUGUAAACAACAGUCUUUGUAUCUUAAUAUCUGCAGAAUCUUGAUGCAUCCAUGCACAUUAUAUUGUAUAAGUGUGUGUUUGUUCACAUACCCUCAGUUUAGGGACUUGCAUAUCCAGACCUACCAUCUCAAUCACUGGUUACUGUGUUUUAUGCCUUAACAGUGAAAGUCGGCAUUUCUUUCUGAAGAAAUUGUGCUCUUGGCCAAAAAACAGCAUUAUUACUAAUGUUACUGUGAUCAUGUGACAAAUGACUGUUACCUUUGUGUUUGAUGGCUUCUGUACAUAGUGUGUGUAUAUAUAUAUAUAAAUAUAUUGCAUUAAAACCUGCAAUCC
Paralichthys olivaceus (Japanese flounder) is the source of this 2401-nucleotide messenger RNA. It is a transcript of the gene slc25a55a, whose product is annotated as solute carrier family 25 member 55a. The record is from RefSeq and is a predicted model, not a curated record. Gene Ontology annotation, biological process: L-glutamate transmembrane transport; aspartate transmembrane transport; malate-aspartate shuttle. Lineage: Eukaryota; Metazoa; Chordata; Actinopteri; Pleuronectiformes; Paralichthyidae. Gene Ontology annotation, molecular function: L-glutamate transmembrane transporter activity; L-aspartate transmembrane transporter activity.